Adineta steineri is the source of this 2556-nucleotide messenger RNA. The record is from the annotation of a GenBank genome assembly. Lineage: Eukaryota; Metazoa; Rotifera; Eurotatoria; Adinetida; Adinetidae.
AUGUCUCGAGUAAUUGUUAAAAAUUUACCAAAACAAGUAAAAGAAGAACAUGUUCGUAAACAUUUUGAAGCUUUUGGACCCAUUACUGAUUUACAAUUAAAAUAUACUCAAGAUGGUAUUUUUCGUCGUUUUGGAUUUGUUGGUUAUGCCAAUGAUGAACAAGCACAACGAGCCAUUGAUAAACUUAAUAAAUCUUAUAUUGGUACAUCAAAAAUUGUUGUUGAACAAUGUUUAGAUUUAAAUGAUACGAAUCGUCCACGACCCUGGAGUAAAUAUGCUCAACAACAACCUGAACUAAUAAAAAAAUCGUCGGAUGAUGAUGAGAAAAAAAUUAAAAUCAAAACUAAAGGAAGUAAUAAAUUAGUCGAUGCAAUACUUGGUGAUCUUAAAGAUGAUGAAAAAUUUAAAGAAUUUGUUAAAAAUGUUGAUUCAAUGAAAACAAGUGAACAAAUUAUAUGGAAUGAUUCAAUGAAUAAGACUAAAGAAGAUAAAAAACAAUUACCGAAACCUGUUAAAGAACAACAACCGGUUUCUUUACCGCCACCUGUAAAAGAAGAAAAAUCUUUAGUACCUCGUUAUUUGAUUAAAAUUUGUGGAAUACCCUAUUCAUCAAAAGAACGUGAUAUUCGUCAAUUUUUUUCUCCUCUAUCAAUUAUUCGUGUUCGUUUAAUUCAUAAUCGAAAGACGAAUUCAUUAUCGGGAGUUUGUUGGAUAGAAUUAGAAAAUGAAAAUGAUAUGAAUAAAGCAAUGCUUAAACAAAAAUCAAUUUUAACGAUAGAAAAAACUGGUGAACAUCGUUAUUUAGAAUUAAGUUCAUUUAUAAAGAAUAAAGAUGCAUUAAAUAGAUCAACAAACAAUAAUAAUAAUAAUAAUAAUAAAAAACCAUUAAAAAUCUAUGAACCUAUUAAUGAAACAAUUGGUGAAACAGGUGAAUUAUUUGUUCGAAAUCUUUCAUAUAGAACAACAGAACAAGAUUUAGAAAAUCUUUUUAAUCCAUUUGGACAAAUAACAAGUAUUAAUAUGCCUAUUGAUAGUUUAACGAAACAACCAAAAGGUUUUGCUCAUGUUACAUUUAUGUUUCCAGAACAUGCAUUAAAAGCUUUUAAUGAACUUGAUGGACGUGCUUUUCAAGGGCGAUUAUUGCACAUUCUCCCCGGAAAAACACAACAACAACAACAGCAACAAGAUUCAACUGAUUCGAAUAAUAAUAAUCAAGUAACACCUACUGCAAUUGCAACAUCAUCUGAACAAAAUUGGAAUACAUUAUUUCUUUCGUCGAAUGUUAUUGCAGAAAUAAUGGGUGAACGAUAUGGUCUUGAUAAAGCAACGAUAGCUACUUCAACAAAAAAGAAUGAUAGUUUAGCUGUACGAUUAGCUGUUGGUGAAACUCAAAUUGUACAUGAAACUCGACAAUUUUUAAUGGAUAAUGGUGUUCAAUUAGAUUCAUUUAGUCAAGCAUUAUCAACUACAAAACGAAGUAAAACAGUUAUUUUAGCUAAAAAUUUACCGAUGAAAACACAUGAUCAAGAUUUAAGAAUUUUAUUUGAAAAAUAUGGUAAAUUACAACGAAUUAUUUUACCACCCUAUGGUCAAUGUGCAUUAAUUGUAUUUGAACAUCCACAAGAAGCACGACAAGCAUUUAAACAAUUAUCCUAUCGAAAAUUUAAAGAUAAUAAACCAUUAUAUUUAGAAUGGGCACCAGGAAAUGUUCUCUCCGGACAAAUUAAACAGGAAGAAAAACCAACUGAAUCACUUGUUGAAGAACAAAAAUCAACAAUUGCAGAUGAAAAGAAAAAAGAAGAAGAAGAAGCAGAAGAAGACACAUUUACAUUAUUCGUAAAAAAUCUUAAUUUUGAUACAACGGAUGCCGAUCUACAAAAUCAUUUUUCUUCUAUUGGUCUAUGUCGUGCUUAUGUAGCGAAGAAAAAAGAUCCUAAACGUCCAAGUCAAUUGUUAUCAAUGGGUUAUGGUUUUGUUGAGUUUUCAUCAAUGAAACUACUCAAUGAAGCUCUUAAACAAUUACAACAUUCACAACUUCAAGGUCAUGAAUUAGAAUUGAAAAGAUCCGAACGUACGAUGAAAUCAAAUCCACAAACUAAAUCAACUAAACGUAAACGUCAAAUAGAAAAAGAACAGCAUACAAGUAAAAUUUUAGUUAAAAAUAUUCCAUUUCAAGCUAAUGUAAGAGAAAUACGUGAAUUAUUUCGUGUAUUUGGCGAACUUAAAUUUGUUCGUUUACCCAAAAAAAUCGAUGAUGAACAUCAUCGUGGUUUUGGUUUUGUUGAUUUUAUUAGUAAAAAUGAUGCAAAAAAUGCAUUUGAAGCAUUAUGUCAUAGUACUCAUUUGUAUGGACGUCGUAUAGUUCUCGAAUGGGCUGAUGAAGAAAAUGAUACAGUUGAAGGUUUAAGAAGAAAAACAGCAGCAGAAUUUGAUCUAAGUUCAACGAGUAAACGUGUAAAACGAUCAGAAUUACUUGGUGAACUACGUAAAAUGGGUGGAAAUGAUCAAUCAUCAUCAUCAGAAAGAAAACCUGCUACUGAAGAAGAUGAUGAAUAA